Nicotiana tabacum (common tobacco) is the source of this 624-nucleotide messenger RNA. NCBI's taxonomy places the organism in Eukaryota, Viridiplantae, Streptophyta, Magnoliopsida, Solanales, Solanaceae. The record is from RefSeq and is a predicted model, not a curated record.
AUGGAGAUGAAACAUGUGGAGGAUGAAAAUAUUUUUAACCUCACAAUGUACUAUGCCAAAUGUGAACCAGUAAUGAGGAGACCCUUAUGGGAUAUCCUGAGACAUAAAUCUUCCACAUACACUAUCCCUUGGUGUGUUAUAGGGGAUUUCAAUGUUAUAGCAUUUGUUGAGGAGAAAAUUGGGGGUAUUCCUUAUCAGAUGAGUAAAAUCUUGGAUUUUUUUAGCAUGACUGAAGAUAGUGGUCUGGUGGAUCUUGUCUACUAUGGUCACAAAUAUACCGGGUCAAAUGGCAGAGGACCAAACUCUAUUAGUUGGAAGAGACUAGAUAGGGGUCUAGUGAAUGACCAAUGGUUGACUGCCUUUCCUGCCACUACUGUUCAUCAUCUAGCCUCAGCAGGUUCUGAUCACAACCCUCUCCUGAUGGAGAUCAAUGUAAGGCAAGAAAUGGACAAUAGAUACUUCAAAUUCCUUAACUGCUGGGUAGACAAUGAGAAAUUCUUUCCUCUAGUAGAGGAGGAAUAUGGAGACAUUUUUCAGAAAGCCAAACUCUUUGAACAGCAAGUCAAAGAUGCAGAGGAGACACGGGCACAAAGUAAUUCUGAUAGUGACAGAAUUACAUUUUAG